Haliaeetus leucocephalus (bald eagle) is the source of this 3645-nucleotide messenger RNA. It is a transcript of the gene CDKN1A, whose product is annotated as cyclin-dependent kinase inhibitor 1A (p21, Cip1). Lineage: Eukaryota; Metazoa; Chordata; Aves; Accipitriformes; Accipitridae. The transcript has 2 exons. The record is from RefSeq and is a predicted model, not a curated record. Gene Ontology annotation, biological process: signal transduction by p53 class mediator; regulation of mitotic cell cycle. The coding region runs from base 1347 to 2282 and encodes 311 amino acids. Gene Ontology annotation, cellular component: nucleus. Gene Ontology annotation, molecular function: cyclin-dependent protein serine/threonine kinase inhibitor activity.
ACCUGGCGCGGGGUGACAUCGGUUUUCGGCUCCAUCCGCCCCCAGGUGUGGGUGCUGCCCUGCCCCUCCUGCUCCCUAAGCCUUCCUCCAACUGGUGUAACUGGUCCCGGGUGUCGCAGGUGCCUGUGGGGCUGGCGAGGGUGCGUGUGUGUCCCUGGGAGUGCCUUCAGCUCCCGGCCGGCUGGGUGAGGUUUUAACGCAACCGUGCACCUGCAUCACCUCUUUGCUCAAGUCUUGGGGUUCUCCAGCUGGGUUGCAGGAAGCCUUGAAGCUUUGGAGAGGCUGCUAAAAAGCAACGCCAGCCCCAUGGGAGGGGACGGUGACCUGGCCCUGGUCCUUCCCUAUUUGGUGGCUCUGACAAUCUGCAAUCAUGAGUCGGGGCAAAGCUGUUAUCUCGAGGUGUGGGGGCUCUGGGGUGGUACCUGGGCCAUGGGGGUGCCCUGAGGAUGGGGAGAUCGAUGCCUGACACAGGCGGGGGGGCUGGAGGGUGUCCGGUCAGGGUGUCGAAACACGUCCCCUGCCUGCUACCUGCCAGGGCUUGCCUGGACAUGCUGGGACUUGCCUCGCAAUGAGGUCACCCUGUUUAUGUACUCUGACUGCCAGGAGAUAGGAAACUGGAUUUCUAUUUUUACUUGAGGAUGGUCAGUCUGUGUUGGGAGCGGGGCCGGGUUGGGGCAGGGCAGAGCUUUGAGGUGGCCCCAGGGAUGGAGCAGGGUCUCCCCAGCCUGGAGGCUCUCCAGCUACCCACUGGCAUGCUGUGCUGGUGGCAUGCCUGGUAAUGUGGUGCAGGUGAUCUGGGGGGGCUGGGGGUGCUGAAUUUGGGCAGAAAGCUUCCCUGUGGGAGGCUGAACACCCCAUCCCUGGGGAUGUUUGGAGGUGCAAGCCUGGGCGUCUGUUGUGGUCCUGGCUUUGGGGGCUCUAGAUUGGGUGGGCAAUGAGAAAGCUGUCUUGCACACAUGGAUUCUAUUUCUGUGAAUCUUUUUUUAAAGCAGAUUUAAUGAGCACGGCUAUCCAAGCAGGGUCAAGCCUUAGCUCCAAAAGCUGUCGAAUCCCAGAGCGUUGUUUGCUUUGCUCUGAUAAUGAGGUUGCUCAUAACUGUGGGUGGUGCGAGGGAUCCAUUAGCCCCAUGCAUGUGUAAGGGGGAGGACUGCUUGGAAGGAAAGGCUUUGCCAUUUACUGUGAAGGUCAAGACUUUUGGCACCGAUUUAAAAAAAAACAAACAGGGUCUUGUCUCUGGUUACCCAACAGCUUCUUGCAGAUAAUGGGGGUGGUUAAGUGGUCAAGCUUGUGGCAUAUUCUUACGGUUGCUUAAAAGGCUUUCUUGCCACUGGGCCUGGGUUCUUGAGAUGAAGAAACUGGCCAGAAAAACAUCCUGUUGCUUCACUUGCCCAUGUGCCAACUUGUCUUGUGCCUGUGUGGAAGUGGGAACGCAGCAGGGUUGUGGAUGGAACCGGUGGCAGCAUUUGAGGUCCCUGAUGCUUUGCUCUGGCAGGGCUUUACCUGCUGGAGGAGGAAUGGGGAACAUCAACAUUUGCACCUUCCCCAUCCUUCUGCAUCACAGCAGGCUGUGUUUGACUUCAGUCAGGCUCAAGCCUCUGCCCAAGACACCACUAAAAUACCAAAUGUCUGAGUCCAGGAUGAAUGCUGGCAGAUGGAGGUCCCCUCCAGGCUGCCUCAUUGCAGAGCCCAACCCAGCUUGUCCCACCUUGGCUACCGUGUGCUUUGCUCUGGUAGCAAAUGUGCUGGCCCUUGGGCUUGCUCGUGUCUUGCCCAACACCCCAGUAACUUGUUCUGCUUUCCUCCCAGGUGCCACAAUGCCCCUGUCUCAGAGCAGGGCUGCGCAGAUGCCAUGCAGCAGCAAGGUGUGCCGGAACCUCUUUGGCCCUGUGGACCACCAGCAGCUCCAGAAUGACUUUGAGGACCUGUUGAGGCAACAACUGGAAGAAGCUCAGCAGCGCUGGAACUUCAACUUUGAGACGGAGACUCCCUUGGAAGGACACUUCAAGUGGGAGAGGGUCUUCCUGGCUGAGCAGCCACAUCAGGAGGUUGACAGCCUGAUCAAGGCCACCAGCAGUGAGAGCACGAGUUCCUUGGUCUACAAGGUUCCCCCCAAGGACCAUCUUGGCAGGAUUUGCUCAGAGGGGUCUCAGCAGAACUCGGAGGUUUACAGGGCUGGUUCCCUGCAGAGCUUGAAACGUGGGCAGACCACCAUCAAAGACUUCUACAGCUCUAAGCGGAGGAUUGUCCCUGACAAGCCCAAGCCUGACAAGCCCAAGCUGUGACAUGGUGGCAUUCGGCUCCUCUGCCAUCGGGGACAGCUGCUGAUGCUGAUGUGCCCUGGGGGUGUCCAUGGCUCUUUUCCCCCACCCUGUACUGUGUAAGCUGUCUGUAUGAAGCAAUGUAGAGUCUGUAGUUUCCUAUUUAUGAGUAGCUCUGGGGUCCUGAGGGACCUUCACUGUGUGCAAUGUAUAGGAGUAGCCCACGUUGAGGCUUAUAGCCCCACGGAGGGGAUGGAGGAGAACUGAAAUGGGCCUGGUGGGACUAAGGCAUUGCCCUGCCUGCAGAGAAGAAAGAAUGUGUCCUCUGCCCUGUGGUGGUGGGGUCAAGCAUCACCCUUGCACCAUCCUGCUGUGAUCCUUCCCCUGCCUGAUGGCUGGCUGUGGAGGACACUUGUGUCCCAGCCACCUGGUGGCACCAGAUAUCCUUAAAAAAGGGUCACUGAUAUGGAUUGUAGAGCCCUGGGACAGCCUGGCCCUGAGGACACACUGGUUGCUGGCAUGUGGUAGUGGCCCUCUUCCCAGCAGGAUGGACCCAGUGGUGACAAGCCCUUGUCCAUGCGUGGAAGCAGAGUGACGCGGGGGCUGCUCCUUCCCAUGGCUGGUUGGGAGAGGAAACGCUGUUUCCCAGACAGCCCUUCCUUGGGGUGACUCACUGGUGCUGUCACCCAUCAGAGAUGGGUUGCAGAUGAUGACAAACCCAUUGGAGGUCUCCAGUGCUGAGCUCAUUGUGGGACCAAUGCUGCCUGGGAGGCUUUGGGGUCCCCUGGACUCUGCUGACCUAAAACCCCACUUUUUUACCUUGUUGGCUUGUGGAGUGGUGCUGUUUGCCCCCAUGUUCCUGCCUCCUUCAACACUGACACCAGGCUGGGGAGCUGCCUGCUCUGGCUCUGUUGGAUUGCUCUAGGGAGGGAAUCCUGCUCACCAGCAAGGAUGACACUGAAAGAUGAAAUCGUAGCUUUUUUUCCUGGACUUUUUCCCCUUUGGGGCUGGGGGGAGAGAGGAUCCUCGCUUGGCUCCGCAGAGCAAGCGGCUUCAGUCACCUCUGGGACCAAAGGAUGUCCCAGAGCAAAGGCUGCUUGGUCCCAGCUCUGAAGGAUGAGUCUCUGCUCUUGAGGGACUCAAUGCUGUCAGGUCUCAGCACUUUCAUGGGGUUCAUCUCCUGCUCUGCUGGAUUUGGACUCUGGAAACCGGUGCAAGAUGGUCCCAGGCAGAAAAGGGAUGGAGUCAACCUCCUGCCUUGCACCACGAUGCACUUUGCUGUCAGUGAAGCUGGCAAGCUCCCAGCACUAAAUGUUUAUUUAUAAAAAAAAUGCUAUUAAGUCUAUGUGGGGGGAAGAGGAAGGGGAAAUACCUGAUUGUCUAUAAA